AUGGGUUUGUUAUUAGUGUUGGGAUUUCGCGAUAUUGUAUCAUCUUUACCAAGUCCCACAGCGGCUGAUGAUGAUGAUGACGAGGACGAAACGACACAACAGAGUCACGCAGACGCUGACGACGACGGCAGGGUAUACAAGAACCCCAGGAACUCGCCGUCGGUUGUGUGUCCGCGUGAUGAGGAGCAGGCUACGUUGUUGGGUCAAAAAUGUCUCCGUAAGUGCUCGUCAGACGAGGACUGCAAGAGCAAGAAGAAGAAGUGCCUAUGCGAUGGUGCUUGCGGCAUGUCCUGUAUCAAACCAGGUCAGUGGUACUUCCCCAAGCGGUAUCUUUCACCGCUGGCAAGAACAAAGCCGUUGAUGGUGAAAAAACGCAUUUAUAUCACGAAAAAGCCUUUAUCGGAUUAUCUUGUAAAAUAG
Arctia plantaginis is the source of this 420-nucleotide messenger RNA. The record is from the annotation of a GenBank genome assembly. NCBI's taxonomy places the organism in Eukaryota, Metazoa, Arthropoda, Insecta, Lepidoptera, Erebidae.